This is a messenger RNA of Cyphellophora attinorum, 1290 nucleotides long. RefSeq names its product putative metallohydrolase YodQ. Gene Ontology annotation, molecular function: hydrolase activity. The transcript is spliced from 2 exons. Bases 1 to 1290 code for a protein of 429 amino acids. Lineage: Eukaryota; Fungi; Ascomycota; Eurotiomycetes; Chaetothyriales; Cyphellophoraceae. The record is from RefSeq and is a predicted model, not a curated record.
AUGCCGCCCCUCACGGAAGAACGCACAGCCGCCAUCACCAAAGCCGUCAACGACAAUUUCGAUGCCCAGCUCAAAUACACUCAGAAGCUCGUGCAAUUCGGCGGCCAGCGCGGCGAGGAGGCCUCCGUCCAGGACUUUGUGUUCCAGCAAUAUGCCGACCGCGGCUUCGAUCCAGUCAAGUUCGCCAUGGUGGAGGACGAACUGAAGCAGCACAUUGGCGCGGGCAGGUUUUCGGCUACGCAUUCGAAAGCGCCGGUUGUGGUGGGUGUGCAUAAACCGAAAGGGCAAGCGAAGGGCAAGUCCUUGAUUCUGAAUGGACAUAUUGAUGUGGUGCCGUUGGGCCCGGUGGAUAUGUGGACGCAUGACCCGUAUUCGGGGCGGAUUGAGGGGGAUAGGCUGUAUGGACGUGGGGCGGGGGAUAUGCGUGCUGGGUGUGCGGCGAAUGUGUUUGCGUUGGACGCGUUGAAGAAGUGUGGGCUGCAGCCGGCGAGUGAGGUUAUUUUGCAGAGCGUGGUCGAGGAGGAGAGUACAGGGAACGGGACCCUGAUGGCGCACUUGAAGGGGUAUAGGGCGGAUGCAGCAUUGAUUCCGGAGCCAAUGCAAGGGCAGUUGGUGAGGGCAAAUGUGGGGGUGCUGUGGUUCCAAAUUGAGGUCAGAGGGAAGCCGGUGCAUGUGCGGGCAAUGAGUACGGGAACAAACGCGAUUGAUAGCGCAUGGCGGGUGGUGGGAAAGUUGCGAGAGUUGGAAGAGGAAUGGAAUCAACGGCACGUGAGUGCCAGGUUCUUCGAGGAGGAGAAGCAUCCAUUGAACCUCAACGUUGCGAUCGUGAACGCAGGCGACUGGGCUUCAUCCGUCCCCGCCUGGUGCCGCAUCGACUGCCGCAUCGCCAUUGUUCCCGGCGUCACGGCCAAAGACGCAGCCGCCGAGAUCGAGAAAUGUGUUUUCGACUACGCCAAGUCGGAUGCCUACCUGUCGCAGAACAUGCCAACCAUCACCUGGAACGGCUUCUUCUCGGAAGGCUACGUCCUGGAGCCUGGCUCGGAUGCGGAAAGCGUGCUGCGCAAAGCGCACAAGACGGCGACAGGGGAGGAGUUGACGACACAGACCUCGACGGCGUAUAUCGAUGCGCGGGUGCAUAGUCUGUAUGACAAGGUGCCGGCAAUGGUGUACGGGCCGGUAGCGGGUGAUAUUCAUGGGUUCGACGAAUGGGUUAGCAUUGAGAGUGUGAGGAGUGUUACGGUAGCGAUGGCGCUGUUUAUCGCCGAGUGGUGUGGUGUGGAGGAGGUCUAG